AUGUCUUGGCUCUGCUGCUGUCAGCGACGGCCACAAUCGCGACCGAGGACCCUCGUGGAGAUCCAUUCUUCGCCAUGCGCCACACCUUCGGUCAAACUUGACCAUGUCAUCUCAUUUCCAGGCGACGCACCGUUCCCUACAUGUACACCAAAGACAUCUUCGGUAACUCCGAUACCGGGUGCGCCGAGCGAGCCACAAGAGGUCGAGGAGUUAAUCGUCGACGAAUCGGACGAUGAACACGGUGCUCAAUUCCACCUUAGCCGUCCCAAGAGCACUUCGACUCUCGAAUUUGUCAAAACCAAGAUUCAAAGGCAUCUAUCUGUCGAUUCAAUACGGGGCCCAAGCCUCCAAACAACGGCUUACGGGCCGGAAACAGCUGCACGCCGAGCUGAACUGAGGCGCCUCAUGCAUAAGAGGAUAUGGGAUGAACUACAAUCGGAGGAUCACUCCAAGGCUCAGGAGGAGCAAGACGCAGGGCCCGAUGCCAGUCUCUCUCAGAGGGACCUCCUUCCAGGUGGUCCCAGGGAUAUGGUGGAGUUCUCGAUUCUCGAGCUUGUCGAAGACCCUACUCGCCGUUCAAGCGGCGUGGCGAGCCAUGCCCAGCUGCGUCCUGAGUUAGAAGGCAAAGACUUCGAGAAAUUAUUCAACCUCACCAAGCCAGAUCGUCGUGCCAGCUGUCCCGGUCGCCUUACACGAGAUACCAGUCACCACAUGCUAUCGAUUCUCGCGGGAAGGACGAGAAAUGUCUCGCUUCCACAACUACCAAGGCCAGCAUCGACGACUUCCCUCGAAAGUUUGGCAAGCCAGCAAUCACUUGAGUCUUGGACACUGUCAAUGAACCCAGAUCAACUCAAUACGAUCUUGAGUCUUGGAGAAGACCCUUCUCGUCGGACUGAGCCAUCCGCAGCUUCUAUGGCACAAAAGAAGGACAGUUUCCCUUCUGCGGCUAUUGAAGGAACCAUCGUGCCGCAUAUCACUGAUGAUACCCCAAGUGACCGAGCCAUCAGCGAAACCGGACCUAUGUCGUCUCGUGACGAAUCACCGGUGAUUCAUCCUGGCAAUCAUGAACAAUGCCCAUUGAGCACAUGGCUCAGAAGUCAAGGACUCAGCUCCGGAGCUCGAUCAUUUGCCUUCUCCGAGGGCGACUCUCAAGAUUCAAACGAGAUACACGAAGCCAGACUCGUCAAAAUCGGCAGACCAAACAGCAUGUUCCAUAACAUCAACGAUCGGGACGGCGAAGAGGGGCUUCGACCCCGGACGGUCCAUCUAUGUGACAUGAAUAUUCCCAAGCAGUUGGAGUCACAGAGCCUGGCCACAUCCACCACAUCACCGGUGCGCCGAGCUGUAGGCCUCUCACACAUAAGAGGGCCAUCUCUACUUACUCAGGAGUCGAGGAUCAGCUCUUUGAACCUCCAGCACGGAAACGCUAUUGAUGAUUCAUUAAUGCAUGCAGACCCUCAAACUUCUCAUGUUGGACAGACUCAAAACUCCGUGUCCCGCUCGUCAUCAGUAUACACAGCAAGCCACUGCAGUCACAUCUCUAUCGCUACUUCAACUCAUCAACAUGCUAUACUCGGAACUCACGAGAAGCUUGGUAAUGAAGGUGUACUGGUCUCCAGUUCCCAAAAGCCGGAUGUUGGUCUAGGUGCACACUUUCGACGACUGCCUGUCUUCUCAAGACGGAAUUCAGCGCAACCGUAUGGAAAAUCAUCGCGAAGAUUCUCGUUACAGGCUCCACCUUCUCAAUUUGAGUUGCAGCGUGGUCGAAACUCCUCGCCCAUAACAGCAUCAGAAACUUCCAGCUUUCGUCGUCGAGAAGCUGAAUUGCAAGCGAUCGAAAAACGAUUUGAGAACUCUGAGUUGCGACGGCGCCCGAAAGUGUCUGUGCCCAGUAAAUUCAGAGAAGAAGAGGAAAUCCGUGGCAGCCCGGACAAGUAUUCUGUUUUCUCCAAGAUCCAUUUGGCGGUCCCCCGAAAAGCACGGCUCUCGCUCAAGCACCAUGGCCAUACAGAGGGGGCUCAAGACCAUACUACCAUCUUCCAGUCUAUUCGGAGGUGUUCAAGCUUAAGAAGCACCUCCAACCGAAGAGUGUACCCAUCAAUAGAUCCCAACGUGCUAGCCGUGGUCAACUUGCGUGAAGAUACAGCAAAAGACAACCUGACCGCGACCCGGCAAGGAGAUGCUCGUAAUACGAGCAGAAGGGCUCGUCUUAGCAAGCUCCCUCGUAAGAGCAACAUUCCACAAGCAAAGAGGCUUUUGGUCAAGGACAAUCCGUCAAAUCUUUCAACGCUUGAACUCAAACCAGAUUGCCAGUACGGAUCACCUGCACCAAUUACUCAGGCCCAGCUCGCGAAUCCAUCAUCAGACGCUCAAAAUACACCAUUGGCAGAGAUUCAACAACCUAUUUGCGAGGAAAUCCAGUUUCAUGCUGCACCUUCGCACCUAUCAGGGAGACAACCUGGGCUACGACUCAGUUCAGAGACUUCGUCCGAUGUGGCCGUCGUGCUGGCCGCAAAGGGUUCUCCCGAGACCCUGUCACAAUACCCAUGUCCCAUUCGGGACUCAAUAGCUGGAAUAGCUGGAACGGAUGACUCUGCUCUUGUGAGAGAUUAUGCAAAUGUCUCAUCGUUGGUCCAGGAUUCAAGCCAAACAUUUGUCAAUAACAAGCCUUUCAUCCGAAGGUCUGCAAGCUCGAACACGCGAGGUUUACCAAAGAAGCUAGGGAGCGGUAUUAGAAGAAGAUUCGAUAAGCUCAUGGCCAAGAACCUGGACAGUCCUGUCAACGAAAACGUUCGAAGCUGCAUGCGUAGCAGCUGCCACGAUAGCGAGCCCAUGGACUAUCCUAGAUCACGAGCCCUGGCCACGGAGGGACAUGAUCACGCUUUCAGUGAGGGCCAAAGUCCUGAUGCUCUCGCCGACCACACAAGCCGAAUAACCUCGAAUACAAGCGGAAAUGAGAAUGCUGAGCUCAUAGCAGGGGAGCCAGUUGCUUUUGAAGAUACUCACAGCUCAUCAUCAUCAGGAAUUCCGGACCGAAGUCCGCAGAUGCCUUGCCAACGGUGGGGGCUUUCCGAAACGUCCAUCAGGGGCCACACGGCAGAAUCGACAGCCGCCACUGGCAACACGGAGCGAUAUGCCACCCCGCUUAGCAGGAUUUCGGUUUAUCAUGAUGCUGGCUCCCGCAGAUAUGCUGCAUCGGACACGUUCAACGCCGACUUGGAAAUCGCAUCGACGAAGAGUGACGCUCCCACAAUGAGGAAAACCAAAUCUACAACAACACUUAACAAGUGUGGUAGAGAAGACAGCAUGACCAAGUUCCAGACUUGGGGUGGCCGGUCCAAAACCCAGCCUGUUUUGAUGAGCAGUACUCUAGAAUAUGGCCAGCAGCUGGAAGAAGCGCUGCAGCAGGAAAAGGAUAAAGUUCAAGAGUGGGCAUUAGUCGCCGAGAUGAGACAUUGA
Molecule: messenger RNA, 3459 nt
Organism: Thyridium curvatum
Lineage: Eukaryota; Fungi; Ascomycota; Sordariomycetes; Thyridiales; Thyridiaceae
Exons: 2
Coding region: 1-3459 (1152 amino acids)
Source: RefSeq, a predicted model, not a curated record